Messenger RNA from Acanthosepion pharaonis, 1347 nucleotides. NCBI's taxonomy places the organism in Eukaryota, Metazoa, Mollusca, Cephalopoda, Sepiida, Sepiidae. The record is from the annotation of a GenBank genome assembly.
AUGUCUUUCUUUUUCAUUUUUUCUUCUUCUUUUCCACAUUUUUUAUCUUUUCUAAUUAUUCUUUUUUUCGUUCCCUUUUAUGUCUCUUUUCUUUUUAUUAUCUCUUUCUUGUUUAUCUUUUAUGUUUCUUCUAAUUCCUCUUCCUUUUCUUUUUUCUUUCUAUUUCCUACUUUUUUUUUUACUCUUUUCUGUUUUCUUCGUAUCUCUUCAUUUCCCUUUUUCCUUCUUUUUUAUCCUCCCCUUGUUUAUAUCCCUUGUUUCUUCACACUUCCUUUUUUUCUCUCUUCGUUUGUUUUAAAUUUCUUCUUCUUAAUGAUACUUCCUUUCUUCUUGAUGUAUAUUAUUUACCUUUUUAUUUUGUUCCAUAUAUUAAACAGUCAUUCUUUUACCUUUCAGGUUAAAUCAUAUUUCAUGAACCGUCUCUCCAUUAUUGAGAGCAUCAGUCAUUUUCUCCUAUACAAGUCCAUUCUUUUGCCUCACUCUAUUUCAAUAUAUAUAUACUUAUCACUGUCCACUUCUUUUCUAUCUAUCUAUCUAUCUAUCUAUCUAUCUAUCUAUCUAUCUAUUUCAUUCUGCUCAUAUCUAUCUAUCUAUCUAUCUCAUUCUAUCUAUCUAUCUAUCUAUCUAUCUAUCUAUCUAUCUAUCUAUUUCAUUCUGCUCUAUCUAUCUAUCUAUCUAUCUAUCUAUCUAUCUCAUUCUGCUCUAUCUAUCUAUCUAUCUAUCUAUCUAUCUAUCUAUCUAUCUAUCUAUCUAUCUCAUUCUGCUCAUUAUCUAUCUAUCUAUCUAUCUAUCUAUCUAAGCAUCAAAUUUUAUAUUCAAAAUAACCAAGCAGGUUUAAUUCCAUCUCUUUCUGUUUACUUUUCCCUUUCCCUCUCCGUUUAUUUGUUUCUUUCUUUUUUUACUCAUUUUUUCCUUAACUCAUAUUCCUUUCUACACCCUUUUUUCUCUCGAUUUCUUUGCUACAACCUGUAUCCUCUUCCUCCUUCUUCUUUUUCUCAUCUCCUCUUUUUCUUCAACUCCUCCUUCUCCUCCUCCUCCUUCUUUUUCUUCUUGUUUCCCCUCCUCCUUCUCCAUCUCUUGCUUUUUCUUCUUCUUCUUCUACUACUACUUCUUCUUCUUCUUCUUAUUAUUAUUAUUAUUAUUAUCAUCCUCCUAAUUUUUCUCCUCCCUUCUUUCUUAUUCUUCUCAUUCUCCCUCUCGUUUCUUCUUUUCUUCCUUCUCCUCCUCUUCCUUCUUCUUUUUCUCCUCCUCCUUCUUCUCCUUUUUCUUCUUUUCUCCUCUUCCUCUUCCUCCUCCUCCUCCUCCUUCUUCUUCUUCUUCUUCUUCUUCUUCUUCUUCUUCUUCUAA